GGGCGGUGAUGUAGUGAGUCCCAAUUGGUGCAUGCCUCGGGACCACCGCCCCCACCACCACCGCUCAGCAUGGCCAGUCAAGUUGGUGCCCCAGAGGGAUAGACAGGUGGCGUGUGCUUGGCAAGGGAAGGUGUGUGUGCGUGUGUGUAGGCCGUACUCCAGACACACAAUGGUCAACACUUCGAUCUGACGGCAAGGCUGGCUGGCUGGUUGGUACCGUUGGCUGGGUGGUUGGCUGACCCAUCCUUGGCUGUGUGAUGGGUUCUGUGAUCAGCUUAUUAUCUGCUUAAAACAUUUCAGACCAGUGCCGCGGGCUGUCCUCUCACUAUGUUCUGGGAGACGAGGGCCACGGGGCACCGCCUAAACAUUGGCACCAAGGAGGAGCUGGAGGUGACAGGGUACACGAGCGACAAAGUGAAGUUUGGACUGACGGUGGCGGCGACGGUGUUGUCCGGCGGGCUGCUGCUGCUGCUGCUGACCUGGCGGCCCUCCAUCAAGCUCGCCCUCACGCACCGCCGUUGCGCGCUAAAGGAUGCACAGACACUGCUUGUCAGGGACAUCUACGACCAGCUGUGGGAGGAGGAGGUGGUGCGGGAGGGUGAGCAGAUGCACUUCAUCAACAGGAAGCUCAAGUACGUGUGGGACGACGCCGCCUGCACCUUCGUCAGACUACGGACGACGGAGCACACCCCCACCUUCUCCACCUUCCACAACGGAGCGGCGGGAUUUACAGGGAAUGAGGCCGCGCGCCGCCUCCACCUCUUCGGCGAGAACUUCAUGAAGAUCGAGGUGCUGUCCGUGUGGCAGCUCCUCGUCCAGCAGGCCGUUAACCCGUUUUACAUCUUCCAAGCGUUCACGGUGGUGCUGUGGUGCGUGCAGGAGUACUUCAUCUACUCCGCCUGCAUCGUCGCCCUCUCCCUCAUAUCAAUCUUCCUUAUGGUGUGGGAGACGCGCCGGCAAAGUCGAGCCCUGCGAGAGACCGUGACGUCCCAGUCCAAGGUGGCGGUGGUGCGGGAUGGCCAGCGGACGGUGCUGUCGUCGUGCGAGGUGGUGCCCGGCGACGUGGUGCUGGUGGGCGCGGACACGGGGCGGCUGGAGGUGGACGCCGUGCUGCUUCAGGGCACCGUCAUCACCAACGAGGCCAUGCUCACGGGGGAGUCCCUGCCCGUCACCAAGGUAAGCGUACCAAUGGGAAGCGACGCUCUCUUCUGCGAGGAGGAGCACAAGCACCACCUCCUGUACAGCGGGACCCAGGUGCUGCAGGUGCGGGGCGCCGAGGAGCUCCGCGCCCUCGUCAUCUACACAGGCUUCUACACCGCGCGGGGAGAGUUGGUGCGCUCCAUCCUCUUCCCGAAGCCCACUGACUUCCACUUCUACAGCGACUUGAUGAAGAUGCUGUCCGUCUUCCUGCUCCUCGGGUUUGCCGCCAUGGGCUGGAGCAUCUACAAGUGGAUCAUGUUCGGGAGUUCCUGGUCCACCACGCUCCUCUUCUCGCUGGAUCUGGUGACCUUUGUGGUGCCACCGGUGCUGCCUGCCACCAUCACCGCCAUAAAUGUGAUGGCACAGCAAAGACUUAAGCGGCAGCAGGUCUUCUGUCUCUCCUCCAAUUACAUCUCCCUCUCAGGCUCCGUGGAUGUGGUGUGCUUUGACAAGACUGGGACCCUGACUGAGGAAGACCUAUCCCUGGCUGGGGUGAUGAAGGCUUCGGGGCGAGACUUUAGCCAGCCACAAGAAAAUCUGACAACUCUACCCCCUAGUGAACCACUGACCAAGGCCCUGGCCACCUGCCACUCCCUUGCCCUCAUUGAUGGCAAGCUCACUGGCCCACCGCUGGAUGUGAAAAUCUUUGCUGGUUUAGGUUGGAAUCUGCAAGAACCAGAGGCAGUUGUGAAUCCAGACUAUGGGACAGUUGCCCCAGUCCUGGUCCAGCCACAAGCAUUAGGGGAUGGAGACCCUCAGGAGCACGAGUUGGCCAUCCUCAAGACCUUCCCGUUUGAGUCUCGGGAGCAACGCAUGACGGUGGUGGUCAAGGCCAGGAAGAGCAGCAUCAUGGAGGUGUUCAUCAAGGGAGCUCCAGAAAGAGUGGCAACACUCUGCAAAGAGGAAACAGUGCCUGGUCUCCUGGAAGCGGCGGUGGGCUGGUACACGCGCCAAGGACUGAGGGUGUUGGCUGUGGCUAGCAAUACUCUGGAUAGACACACAUUGGAACAGGUCCAGAUUAUGCCUCGAGAGGAGCUGGAGAAGGCAUCAACGUUUCUGGGCCUGGUGCUGCUGCAGAACAAGCUGAAGCCAGAGACAGCCCCGGUCCUGGCCACCAUCCAUGAGGCACAGCUCACCUCAGUCAUGAUUACAGGGGACAACCUGCAGACGGCCAUGUGUAUAGCCAGGCAGAGUGGUCUUGUGCCACCCGGCCACCAGAUCAUCAUUGUCAAGGCUGUGAUGGAGGCAAGCUCGGCCAAAGCAGCUCAGCACCUCAAAGUUUAUUACUAUGAUGCAGACACAAGCAGGGGAUUCAGUGGUCAGCAGAAGUUUAUACCCGUGAGGAAUGACAACUACACGAUGGCCACGGAUGGAGAAACCUUUGACCUGCUCGCCAGUGCCCAGGACAAGACCGUGUUUUACCGAGUGCUGCACAAGGGCCGCAUAUUUGCCAGAAUGAAGCCGGACCAAAAGAUCACGGUGGUGGAAACUCUGCAAGACCUUGGUCAUCAAGUAGCAAUGUGUGGUGAUGGCUGCAAUGACUGUGGGGCUUUAAAGGCAGCAGAUGCUGGGAUCUCCCUGUCAUCAGCAGAGGCAUCGGUGGCUGCUCCCUUCACAUCCCGCAAGGAAAGCAUUACUUGCAUACCUGUGCUGAUCCAGGAGGGAAGAGCUGUGCUGGUUUCCCUCUUCUGCACCUUCAAGUAUAAUGUGACAGCCUGCUUUGGUGCGCUCAUCUGUGUCAUGUGGAAUUUUGAGGUCCACGCAGAGCCAUCAGAUGCCCAGUAUGUGACAAUGGACCUUCUCCUGAUGACAAUACCACCCCUUGUGAUGGGCUGCACAGGGGCAGCUCCUUACCUCACACCCAAGCAGCCCCAGCAACGCAUCCUCAGCUUCCUGCCAUCAGCCUCCUUGUUUUCCUUCCUUGGCCUCCAGGCCUUGGUGUACUGGGGGAUGUACACUUACCUCAGCAUGCAGCCAUGGUUUGAGCCAUUCACGGAAACUGAGCAUGCCUGGCCGCCGACACCAAACUAUGAGAACACAACCUUCAUGCUCAUCUGUUACUACUUCCUGGUCAUCGGAUCAUUCGUGUUCUCCCAUGCUGGCCCCUUCCUGAAGCCCUUUUUCACUAACUAUGCUCUGACUGCCUAUAUGGUCUUGGCAACAACGUUUUGCAUCUUCAUCACUUUCUACACUGGAUCGUGGUGUGUGGACUUGCUUAACUUCAAGGUCUACCCUGAAGCUGGCUUUGCUGGCAUGCUGUUUUUCAUCAUGUGUAUCUGCUUAGUUGUCUCCUUCACGUGGGAGAGGUGGUUCCUGUAUUGGGGGCUGGAGGACUAUGUCCUGCCCCUGCUCUCAGGACUGUGUGGGAGGAAGCCUCUCCAUGCAAAAAUUGAAAAGGAACUUCAGGAAAAUAAAGAGUGGCCUGUUCUCUCAGAAGCCCCCUAUGAGCCUGGUGUUGAGAUGUAUGACUCAGAUGAAAAAGUAUUUGAUGAUGAGUCAUUGGGAGCUGAGAAUUACCAGAGUGGUGACGAUGAUGUGGGGCCAUUUGGCCGCCAGCUGACCCGUCGCCACCGCUUCAAUGCCACUGUUGUGCACGUCCCUAAGAAGAGUGACUCUGACUCUGAAGCUGCCACAACCCCCUCCACUUUGCCCGCCCCACACACUUUCGGAGAACAAGAGCCUCUCAUUGCCCAGGGCAGUGAUGGAUACAGGGACCCUUGGGAUUCUCGCCCCGCCAGUGAAGAAAGAGACCAAAAACAACGCUUCAACAUGAGCGUGAGGCACCAGAUUAUGAAGGGCACUGGUGGUGGCUUUAGGACAUUCAAAGGCAGCAUAAAGAGUCAGGCAGCUGUUGAGGAGGGUGAUGCCCAGCCUUAUGAAGUAAUCCCCCUCUCCAACUAUGAUGAUCAUCCCCAGGAAGCUAUAUACUCAACAAUAUCAGAGGUUGGUCCUGAUGACUACAAAGAGCCGUAUGCAGCAACAGGCGUACCUGUGCAAGAAAAUAGACAGGAGACUGUUGAAAAUGAGGUUUAUAGAGACAGUGCAACAGCAGAGAAGUUGUCCAAGCAGUUCUUGUAUGAUGUGCCAAAGCCUGUAAAACCAGUGGAGCAGCCAUACUCCCCCCUACCUAAGGAUGCCUCACAAGCCCUUCCUCCGCCACCUCCACACACCCCAACUGAAGAUGAAGCUCAACAACAAUUUGGAGACCCUAGUUGCUGACAGUGCCUCAUUAGUGGCACUAAGA
This is a messenger RNA of Eriocheir sinensis (Chinese mitten crab), 4444 nucleotides long. Its product is annotated as polyamine-transporting ATPase 13A3-like. The transcript has 28 exons. Gene Ontology annotation, biological process: polyamine transmembrane transport; intracellular calcium ion homeostasis. NCBI's taxonomy places the organism in Eukaryota, Metazoa, Arthropoda, Malacostraca, Decapoda, Varunidae. The coding region runs from base 328 to 4419 and encodes 1363 amino acids. Gene Ontology annotation, molecular function: P-type transmembrane transporter activity; ATP binding; ATP hydrolysis activity. Gene Ontology annotation, cellular component: membrane. The record is from RefSeq and is a predicted model, not a curated record.